AUGAAUAAUAGUAACAAACAAUCUUCAUCAACGGAAAGACAAUUUAAUCAAGUAACUCUUCAAAAUAGUAGAGAUCAGAGAAAAGCAGAACGGGAUAAACAUUCUCUAGAAAGAGGACGACUUGCAAAUAGGAAAGAGGGUUUUCAAAGACACUCACCCUCAACAAAUCCUCUCGAAAUGAUGGAAUCAGCAGUUGGUUUUGUUUCUGAUGCUAAACGAUUUCACGGAGAUAGUGCAGGAGAGGAGAAGGCAAAGAGGGAUAUGGAAGUAAAUCGAGUCAAGAAUAUUACUGAGAGAAAGAGAAAUGAAUUUACUCAGAGAGAGCAGGAACGUCUUGAAAAGAGAAAGGAGGAAUUUGAAAAACAACAAAAGACAUUCGAGAAUAGGGUUGGAACUGAAAAGAAGAAUCAAGGAUUGGCAGGUUAUAAUAUCAUUACAAAACAACCCUUAGAUGCUGAACACCGAAAAUUACAAACCUAUGAAGAUCAAAUGAGACAAUAUAGAGGAGCUGUCAGAGCAGAUUUACUGUACCAGAGAGGAUCAAGUACAGGUUGUAAUCCAAUCACUGGUGAUCCUCUUCCUCAAAGAGUUAACAUUCCUCAAAAGCCAUCAUUUGAUUCAAAUAAAUUUUAUUGA
This is a messenger RNA of Naegleria gruberi, 636 nucleotides long. RefSeq lists its product as uncharacterized. The transcript has a single exon. Bases 1 to 636 code for a protein of 211 amino acids. The record is from RefSeq and is a predicted model, not a curated record. NCBI's taxonomy places the organism in Eukaryota, Heterolobosea, Eutetramitea, Acrasida, Naegleriidae.